AUGGCACUUCCUUCAGCACCAGUCGUCACAUUGGCAGCAAAUGCCUCGAUACAGCCGCCCCUCUCGCGACGUGGCCACGGUCCAGGUGUGAUUGUCAUUGAUGCCGGUCUCCCCGACUCUUCGGUAGCAAAGAGUCUCGACCCAAAGCCUCAAAAGAAGUGGGCAGAGGAGGGCUACGCGGUCGCGCGGGCCACAUUCUCACAAUCGAGCGCCGGUGAUGGAGCUUGGGAAGCCGAGUCUGUGCUGGAGAAGGCUGUAGAUGCUCUGGUGAAAUUAGAUACCUGCGACACCAAGGACAAGUUUGCACUUGUUGUAUAUGGCACACCUUCAGACUACCCCGCUGGUUUCUCAGACAAGCUGAGAGCUGCAUAUAAAUCUGCUGCCAGCAUUGUGGCGGCAGUAACAUUUUCAUCAGAGUGGGAUCUGUCAGUAAAGCCAGAAUUGGUGCACAUUGCAGGCAAGCCAGGAUCACCAGUGACCAGAUCCAACACAUCGACGUACGACUACCCCCAGGUUGAAUCCGAAAAGUUCAUCGUGCCGGGCGCCGAGGGCUUCAACUACUCGGCGGCGUCCGUGGCGCACACCCGAGGCCUGACCUUUAUCAAGAAGCACCUCGGGGGCCCCAACUUUGACCUGGAGAAGAUUUGGGACGAGCACACGUACUAUGAGUUUGACGACCGCUCCGUCGAAAAGACCAUGGCCACCAUGGUCGACGAGCCCUACGUCAACCACAUCCCCACCAUGACGGGUGGCGUGGGACGCGAGAGGCUGACCACCUUUUACCGCCACCACUUUAUCUUUAGCAACCCCGAAGACACAGCGUUGGAGCUGGUGAGCCGGACGAUUGGCGUGGACCGCAUCGUGGACGAGUUUGUCUUUACGCUCACGCACAAUGCCAAGGUUGACUGGCUACUCCCCGGUGUGCCACCAACGGGCAAGCGCCUCAGGCUCCCCUUUACCUCCAUUGUCAACAUUCGCGGCGACCGCCUCUACCACGAGCACAUUGCGUGGGACCAGUGCACGGCCCUGAUCCAGGCCGGCCUGAUGCCAGAGUACCUCACCUUUCCCUACCAGGUCGACGGCAAGUCGCCCGAGCCCGGCAAGAAGUUUGAGUACCGCGUGCCGGCUGCCGGGUUCGACGUGCCCGACAAGCUGCAGGACCACGGAGCUGCGGAGAGCAACGGCAUGUUUUCGUUCGAGGUUAGGCAGGUUGAUGCUUAG
Molecule: messenger RNA, 1221 nt
Organism: Pestalotiopsis fici W106-1
Lineage: Eukaryota; Fungi; Ascomycota; Sordariomycetes; Amphisphaeriales; Sporocadaceae
Exons: 3
Coding region: 1-1221 (406 amino acids)
Biological process (GO): polyketide metabolic process
Source: RefSeq, a predicted model, not a curated record